Messenger RNA from Cryptomeria japonica (Japanese cedar), 576 nucleotides. RefSeq names its product cytochrome P450 71AU50-like. NCBI's taxonomy places the organism in Eukaryota, Viridiplantae, Streptophyta, Pinopsida, Cupressales, Cupressaceae. The coding region runs from base 1 to 576 and encodes 191 amino acids. Gene Ontology annotation, molecular function: iron ion binding; oxidoreductase activity, acting on paired donors, with incorporation or reduction of molecular oxygen; monooxygenase activity. The transcript has a single exon. The record is from RefSeq and is a predicted model, not a curated record.
AUGAGCUGGGCGGAGGAGCGUGGUUUGCUGAGAAACCCUAAAGUAAUGGCAAGGGCGGAACAAGAGAUUGAAUUGCAGGUUGGGAGAGAUCGGCUUGUAAGGGAGAGUGAUAUUGCAAACUUAGAUUACUUGCGAUGUGUGAUGAAGGAAACAAUUCGAUUACACCCAGCAGGGCACUUGCUGGUGCCACACGAGACCACUGAGGCUUGCACUGUGGGACGAUAUUACAUUCCACCAAAAACAAGGCUGUUUGUGAACAUUUGGGCAAUCGGAAGAGAUGAAAGUGUUUGGGAAGAUGCUUUAGAAUUCAAGCCGAAGAGAUUUAUUGGGUCAAGCAUAGAUCUGAAAGGCCACCACUUUGAAUUGUUGUCAUUCGGAACAGGGAGGAGGGGAUACCCCGGGAUGUUCAUGGGGCUUUCCGUUGUUAGCUUGGUUGUUGCUCAACUCAUACAUUGCUUUGAUUGGAGUGUAGAGGGUGAAGUAGACUUGGAUGAAGUGUUUGGGUUGAGCUUACCUAGAAAGUUUCUCCUUUCUGCUCUUCCAUCUUGGAAACUCACCACUGAAGGGUCACCAUGA